CGAUAGACACUUUAGAGGGUGACCAUUUGACAUGUUGCACGUUUGAAAACAAACGACAGUGAGGUGUUCAUACAUCACAGUGAAUAGUGCAUUGCCCAUCACUGUCAGAUCACAUGUGGCAUGACCUGUGUCUGAGUGCUGCUGCUUCAAGAAGUGGCUACAACAGUGACUUUAUAUUUGUGAAGAAAUGCAGAAAUACUGAAAAAUGAAGUGAGCUGAUGAUAACUUGGAUGUCCAGGUGUUACAACCGAAAAAAGUUAUGAGUGAAAGCAGUGAUGUGGAAUCACCGUGAAAUGAAUGGAACAGAGUAGCAUACAGAUGGUCCUGGUGCACGAAAGUGGGCGGCUUGCCGUGACGUGUGGCCUUCAGAGGACGAAUCUUUGAUACGUGGUCCCUCAAGCGUCGCAAGAAAUCCGGCUGGCCAGUAGCAACUGUCUCUGUGGCGUCAGCGUCUACAAAGUCACCAGGAAGGCGCAGUGUUUCUCCAUAAACCAGUUCUGCCGCUGACGACCCCAGGUCUGGUUUGAAAGUAGUCCAUAAGCCUAACAAGACCACCGGUAGUGCAGUUGUCCAGGUUUCUUCGUGGCACAUCAGUGCGGCCUUCAAACAACGGUGGCAGCGUUCGAUCAUUCCGUUGCUUGCUGGGUGAUAACUUGUGGUCUUAUGGUAGGGACAAGUUGUGACUGUAAGUCUGUGAUUCAUGGAUACUGACCCUGGUAUUAUUUGUUUUCAACACUGUGAUUCUAAAGUAUUUUGUUUCGAAUUACCAGAAAAAUGUCCUGUGUGUCUAAGUCCUAUGACAAAUACUGUACUUCCUCUUCCUCCAUUCAGGAUUCCAUACCCAUUUGUGCGUGCAUCACAGCAUUCAUGUUGCAUAGUUAUGAAACCUACAAAUGGAGAUUUCCUCAACGAUUACUUGAAUUCUAAAGACCUUCAUAUAGGAGUCACUUCAUCUAAGGGGUUAGUGGUAGAAUAUGACAAAAAUGGGUUGCAGUAUGACAAAGCGAGCUUGUGGAAACAGUGCUUAAUAGUAGAUGGUGCUGAUGAGUCUUGGAGUGAAAUAUGGGAUAAUACUUUAAGACAUGUGUCCAGUCUGACUUGCUGGUCUUCUGAAAGGUACAAUGAAGAAAAUUUCAACUGUUACAAUUUUGUUUUGAAAUUUUUGCAAGAGCUGAGGUAUGGAGCCCUCAGUGCAGCCGCUGUCAGUAGAACAAGAUUUUGUGAAAGUUACAUUGUGCCUCAAACUACAACAGCAGGAAAGUACAUUUCUCUGUACCGAAAACUGAAAAAAAGUGGCUGUGUUACUCACAGAAUAUCUUCAAAACAUACUGCCUGUAACACAUUUAAAUAGGGUGUGUUUGUAUAUGUUGCAGUAUUUUUGUUUUAUCAUCUAAAUGUAUAUUUUUUAAAUAAAAUUUACUAUUCCUAACAAAUA
Molecule: messenger RNA, 1435 nt
Organism: Schistocerca piceifrons (Central American locust)
Lineage: Eukaryota; Metazoa; Arthropoda; Insecta; Orthoptera; Acrididae
Product: MKRN2 opposite strand protein
Exons: 8
Coding region: 701-1351 (216 amino acids)
Source: RefSeq, a predicted model, not a curated record